GCUCCAUGAACAUCCUUUGUGCUUUCUUCAUUCUUCUGACGAUCUUCAAUGGUGUCAAAACUGCCCGCGAUACAUUAUGUACUGAGGUCGGAAACUUCACAGCUAACAGUACCUACGCCGGGAACAGAGCCCUCCUCUUCUCUAAGCUGUCCUCCAACAUCACCUCAAGCUACGGCUUAUUCAUCAACACCACAGUCGGCCGCGGCGCGGACAAAAUCUAUGGAAUUGCCCUUUGCAGGGCGGAUUCAACCUCUCAAGCUUGCACCAAAUGCGUCAAUACUGGAACUAAAAAACUCGCAGAUGUUUGCCCAAAUAAAAUGGAAGCCAUCGUUUGGGCAAGUGACGGCCCCGUUCCGUGUAUCGUCCGGUACUCAAACCGUUCAUUUUUCGGGGAAUUGGAGUUUUCUCCUAACACCGUAUUUCUUAGAAGGGAUGAGUUCGAAGCGGAUGAAGCUGAAUUGGUUAAGAAGAUUUGGGAUCCUCACGUAUCGAGCUUAAUAGGGAAUGCUUCUCGGGGGACGAAGAUCAAGUAUGCCUCCGGCCAAACGAAUUUACAGAGCUUUGAGACAAUAUACGCGAUUACGCAGUGCACUCCAGAUCUGUCUCACUCUCAUUGUGACUCUUGUUUGACGAGAAUUGUGAGUGACUUUCAGAGCUGUUGCGGUAAAUACAAAGGAGGAGCUUCCUACAAUCCGAAUUGUAUGUUUCGUUGGGAGCUGUAUCCCUUCUAUGACCUUUCCUUUACUGUUACUGCUCCGGCGGCCCUGCUUUCUCCUCCUGCUGCCAAUACAACGAAUUUCAGUAAUGGGAAGAGCAGAUUUCGGGCUGUUUUGUAUACUAUGGUGCCAAUUGCAUUUGCGUUGUUAUUGGUGCUUGUUGCUUUCGUCAUUUUCAAGCAGAGGAAGCAAAAUUCUGGUGAAUUGGUUUCAGAGGAAAACGAGUAUAAUGGUGGGGGAGAGUGUCGGCAAUUCAACCUUGCCACCAUUAGAGCGGCGACUAACAACUUCUCCGAUCACUACAAGCGUGGUCAAGGUGGGUUCGGCCCUGUUUAUAAGGGCGUGCUCUCAAAUGGGGAGGUCAUAGCAGUGAAGAGAUUGUCCAAAAAUUCAAACCAGGGAGAACUUGAAUUUAAGAAUGAGGUGGUUUGUGUCGCAAGACUACAACAUCGAAACCUGGUCAGGCUUCUAGGCUUUUGCCUGGAAGGAAGAGAAAGGCUUCUCAUUUAUGAGUUCCUUCCCAACUCAAGUCUUGACCAUGUGAUAUUUGAUGCAAACAAGCGCAUCAGGUUCGGUUGGGAAACUCGUCAUAACAUAAUUGUGGGAAUAGCAAGGGGACUUAUUUAUCUUCAUGAAGAUUCUCAACUUCGAAUCGUCCAUCGUGAUCUCAAAGCCAGUAAUAUUCUUUUGGAUGACAAUAUGAACCCUAAAAUAUCAGAUUUUGGAAUGGCAAGGUUAUUGGAAUCAGACGAUCAAACAAGAGACGUCACUCACCGGAUCGUCGGCACCUAUGGGUAUAUGGCUCCGGAAUAUGUUAUGCACGGUCAAUUCUCAAGUAAAUCUGAUGUUUAUAGCUUCGGCGUGUUAUUGCUUGAAAUAAUCACUGGUGAAAAGAUUAAGAGCUUUCGUGGAGGGAAAGAUGAUCAAAGUCUUGUUGACUAUGCAUGGAACAUGUGGAAUAAAGGGACACCGUUGGAUCUUAUUGAUUCGACUAUGCCAUCGUUUAGUACCUUCACAAGCGAUAUCAUAAGUUGUAUUCAUAUUGCUUUACUAUGUGUGCAAGAAAAUGUGGAAAGUAGACCAACCAUGGCUUCAGUGGUUCUAAUGCUUAGUAGCAGAUCGGUUAUUAUGUCAAGACCGUCAAGACCCGCAUACAUUUUUCACUCCAUGACGCAACAACAUACAUCAUCAUCGUCAUCAUCGUCAAGUGCCCACAAUAACUCACACUCUACCUCAAGUAGAAGUAGUAACCAUGUUGAAAGAAGUUCUCGGAAUGAAGUUUCUAUAUCAGAGCUUGAACCUCGAUAACCCUACACAUCUCUCAUUUUGUAUAAUUUAAAUAGAAAAAAGAUUAAAGGUUCUUAAAGACGUGAAAAAUGAUAAUGUAAUCAUGUCGACUUUAA
Messenger RNA from Cuscuta epithymum, 2119 nucleotides. The record is from the annotation of a GenBank genome assembly. Lineage: Eukaryota; Viridiplantae; Streptophyta; Magnoliopsida; Solanales; Convolvulaceae.